AUGGGGUCCCGGCGGCCUGAGCCAGGCCCGGUGUUCGGCAAGGUGGCUCCCGAGAUCCUCGAGGAUUCGCUGAUCCUUUUGGCCACGGAAAACCAGCGGUACCUGAGCCGGCUGCCGGGGCAGGCCGGGUGCUUCAAGGGGCGGCAGAUUGUGGAAUUUAUAUUCCUUUUGUCUGAAAAAUGGCACUUGGACCUCUCAGCAAGGUACCAAGCAGUGGAAUUGCUUGAAAGGUUUAUGAUCAAGCAAGUAGAGCAAAUCUGUAAUUCCUCCAGAGAGAAAGUUAAAAGCUGUGAAGGAGGAAGAGGAGGAGGAGAUAGAGGCAGCAGUUCUCAGAAGGAUCAGAUCUAUGACACAUUUGUCCUGCGACUCGUGUCCUGUGUUCAGCUUGCCAGCAAACUUUCCUUACACUACAACAUAGUUAACAGUGAGAUGGCUUUAAAAUUCCUGCAGUCCUUGAAAUACUCAUACAGCAAACAGGAGCUGCUGGAGUCAGAGCUUCUAGUCCUGAAAACUCUGCACUUCCAGAUCAACGUCUCAACUCCUUUGGCUUACGUGGAAUUGCUCCUGGAGGUUUUAGGACACAAUGGGUGCCUGCUGCCUGCAGAGCCAUUGCAUCAGGUGUGUGUGCAGCUGCUGGACUUCUCCUACCUGACCCGAGACAGCAUCUAUGACACCUUGCUGAAGAUGGCCAUUGAAAAUCCAACACCCAACAAACUCCAGGUAGCCAAGUUUCUGACAGUAAAGGAAGAUUUCAUGCUCUUGGCUGUUGGAAUCAUCAGCACAAGUGUGUUCAUCCUGGACCCCGUGCACUGGAGGCAGGUUGUGGAGCACCUGAACUCCAUCACAGGCAUCACAGCACGGAGUAUCCUGGAGCUCUCCUCUGCAGUGCUGGAGCACAUUGUUGGCAGUGCCCCACUGGAGCAGCACUAUAGCAACAGUGGAAUGAGAGCUCCCAAAAAUAGAGUUGUGACUUAAACAGAACCCCCUUCUGUGGCCAGGGGUGCAGCAGCAAGCCACCACCCUGCUAACAGCUCAUCCUCCAGAGGGCACCCAGCCUGGUUAUUUUUUUUUUUUGUUUUCUAAGUGUGGAA
Molecule: messenger RNA, 1091 nt
Organism: Calypte anna (Anna's hummingbird)
Lineage: Eukaryota; Metazoa; Chordata; Aves; Apodiformes; Trochilidae
Gene: CNTD1
Product: cyclin N-terminal domain containing 1
Exons: 7
Coding region: 1-975 (324 amino acids)
Biological process (GO): reciprocal meiotic recombination
Cellular component (GO): site of double-strand break
Source: RefSeq, a predicted model, not a curated record